ACACGUCAGAAUUUCAGAAUUGUCACUUUGUGUUUUGGUGAUGAAAAACUGGAAGUUUGUGGUGCAAAGUGCCGAAUCAUUUUGUGAAUAAAUCAUUGGAAGAUAAUUUCCUGCAUCUUAAGUAGUAAAAUCUCUUUUCUUGCGUAGAACAGAAGCAGAAUCCGAAGCAACGAUGGACUUCUCAGGCUGGUUCAACUCCGUGCCAAUAUUUACACGAUACUGGCUCUCGUCCACCGUGAUCAUGAGCCUGGUGGAGAGAAUAGGACUCCUUCCGGGCGAGUACCUGAUCCUCCUGCCAUUCAAAUUCGUCUACACGAAGUUUCAGAUCUGGAGACCUCUCACGUCAGUCCUGUUCUACCCGCUGACGCCCCAGACGGGAUUCCACUUCAUGCUCAACUGCUACUUCCUGUACAACUACUCAGUUCGCCUGGAGCGCGAGCAGUUCAAGAACACACCGGCAGACCACCUGUUCAUGCUGAUCUUCAACUGGGCGAACUGUGUCAUCCUGGGCGUCUGCUUCAACGUACCUCUCCUCAUGGAUCCCAUGGUCAUGUCAGUGCUCUACGUCUGGUGCAAACUCAACGCGGACACCAUCGUGAACUUCUGGUUCGGCACGCAAUUCAAGGCGGCCUAUCUUCCCUGGGUUCUGCUGGGCGUGAACUUGCUGCUCUCCUCCUCAAUCACGUACUCCCUGAUCGGCAUUGUCGUGGGACAUCUCUACUACUCCCUCAAGUUCCUCUAUCCCACGCUCAGAAACACGCCCAGUUUGCUGGAAACGCCGCAGAUCCUCAAGAACUACUUUCCCGACGUCACCGGCGGUGUGUACGCCUUUGGCGGCGCUCGGCUCAACAACCAGCCAAGACCCGCCGGCGGGAGAUUCAGCAAUUGGGGCUCAGGACAUCGUCUGGGAAACAACUAAUCAGGAUUUGUGAACAAAAUUGUAUUGAGUGAACAAAAAAGGGCCACUAAAAUGGUCUAAAACGA
Molecule: messenger RNA, 984 nt
Organism: Phlebotomus argentipes
Lineage: Eukaryota; Metazoa; Arthropoda; Insecta; Diptera; Psychodidae
Gene: Der-1
Product: derlin-1
Exons: 2
Coding region: 173-919 (248 amino acids)
Biological process (GO): endoplasmic reticulum unfolded protein response
Cellular component (GO): endoplasmic reticulum membrane; Hrd1p ubiquitin ligase ERAD-L complex
Molecular function (GO): misfolded protein binding; ubiquitin-specific protease binding
Source: RefSeq, a predicted model, not a curated record